Molecule: messenger RNA, 3869 nt
Organism: Coturnix japonica (Japanese quail)
Lineage: Eukaryota; Metazoa; Chordata; Aves; Galliformes; Phasianidae
Gene: ADHFE1
Product: alcohol dehydrogenase iron containing 1
Cellular component (GO): mitochondrion
Molecular function (GO): metal ion binding; alcohol dehydrogenase (NAD+) activity
Source: RefSeq, a predicted model, not a curated record
GCUCCUGAGGGGUGUUCCCGGCCGUGCCGUCCCAGCGGGCCGUGCAGCGCCAUGGCGGCCGGGCGGGAGCGGGCCGUGCGCCUCCUCAGGCAGCUGCAGCGGGCGGCAUGUCGGUGCCCGACUCACAGCCACACUUAUUCCCAAGUUCCUGAACGGGCAACCCUGAGAAAUACAGACUAUGCAUUUGAGAUGGCCAUUUCAAACAUCCGCUAUGGAGAAGGAGUCACUAAAGAGAUUGGCAUGGACCUGCAGAAUCUGGGUGCUAAAAGAGUUUGUUUGAUGACGGAUAGAAACCUCUCCCAACUGCCUCCUGUAGAUGCAGUGUUGAAUUCCUUGACAAAAUCUGGUAUAAGCUUUCAGAUGUACAACAACGUCCGGGUGGAGCCAACAGACCAGAGUUUCUUGGAUGCCAUUGAAUUUGCUAAAAAGGGGGGAUUUGAUGCCUACGUUGCCGUUGGAGGUGGGUCUGUGAUAGACACCUGUAAGGCUGCCAACCUGUAUGCCUCCAGCCCUACCUCAGACUUCUUGGAUUACGUCAACGCUCCUAUAGGGAAGGGAAAGGCUGUCACUGUGCCCCUUAAGCCACUUGUUGCAGUGCCUACAACAGCUGGCACUGGAAGUGAAACCACUGGUGUUGCCAUUUUUGACUUCAAAGAGCUUAAAGUGAAAACUGGUAUUGCUUCAAGAGCCAUCAAGCCUACACUGGGCAUCAUUGAUCCUUUGCACACACUGUCUAUGCCUGAGAGAAUAGUGGCCAACAGUGGCUUUGAUGUGCUUUGCCAUGCUCUUGAAUCAUACACGGCUCUUCCAUACAAUAUGCGCAGUCCCUGCCCUUCAAAUCCAAUCAACAGACCAGCUUACCAAGGCAGCAACCCCAUCAGCGAUGUCUGGGCUCUUCAUGCUCUACGCAUCGUAGCUAAAUAUUUGAAAAGAGCCAUCAGAAACCCUGAAGACCGUGAAGCAAGAGCCAACAUGCACCUUGCAAGUGCUUUUGCUGGUAUCGGCUUUGGCAACGCUGGCGUUCAUCUCUGCCACGGAAUGUCUUACCCUAUUUCUGGUUUGGUCAAAACUUAUAAACCAAAGGAUUAUAACGUGGAUCACUCUUUAGUGCCACAUGGCCUUUCUGUGGUGCUGACAUCCCCAGCAGUGUUUGCUUUCACAGCACAGGUACAUCCUGAGCGGCACUUGGAAGCUGCAGAGAUAUUAGGAGCUGACAUCCGCACUGCCAGAAUCAAAGAUGCGGGGUUGAUUUUGGCAGACACGCUCCGGAAAUUCCUGUUUGAUCUGAAUGUUGAUGAUGGCUUAGCUGCAAUCGGUUAUUCUAAAGCAGACAUCCCUGCGUUAGUCAAAGGCACUCUGCCUCAGGAGAGAGUGACUAAACUGUCACCACGUCCCCAAACAGAAGAAGACUUAUCUGCCCUCUUUGAGGCCUCCAUGAAGCUUUAUUAGCUUAAACACUACGCUCAGAAGUGUGCUCUUUUCUAACACAAAGAUAUUUGUCUUUUAGAUCUAUCUGAAGUAUGCAGAGAAGGAAUGAAUACAGAAUAAAGCAUGGUUGCACACUGAGCAGGAACCACGUAACAGCAAGACAUCAUCCAUCACAGUCAUUUUGUCUCUGUGUUCCCCUUUCCUGCUGCGUUCUGUGGAAAGAAACUAUCGACUGUAUCUUGCUUCUGUGGGAAAGAAUUGCUUCUGCUGAACCUCUGCAGGUGCUGCCAUUCAGAGCACAGCCACCAGCUUGAGGAAGUGGCACUGCGCUGUGGUUCACUAUUAACAAGUGGCAGUGUAGCAUACGGCUGCGAGUGCCCCACUGGGAGCGCUGGUUAGACGUGGGAAUGAGUGUGCACGUUCAGAGCAGUUAACCAGCUGGUUGGUUGUCAACUGAGAAAGGGAAGUGGGAAAGGGAGAAAUGAAACUCAGAUUUUAAUAUUAUAUAUAUAUAAUUUUAUUCUUUUUUUAAGUGUACAUGGUUGUGCGUACAGUUCAUUUAAAUCGGGUUCUGCUUUACGUUGGUCCAUUUCAGCAUCAGAUGCAUGCAGUGAGUACAGCACAAGACAAACACAGGAACCCCUUAACCUCUGGUGUUAGGAAGGGGGCAGUUCUUCAGUCUGCCUGCUGAAGCUGAAGGCUCUAUACACACACCUUUGUGCUUUUGUGUUGAUCUGCUAAAAUUAGCACUAACCUGGGAUCUGAUGACAAGUAUGUCCCAGACGUUGGCAUCAGGUCUGCUUCAUUGUUCAGUUAAAGCAGGUAGGGGGCUGCUGGUUGGAGACCAAAGACAUUUGUAACAAUAGAAUGGGUUCAGUGGCCAUAGGGGCUGCACUGCUAAAAUGCCACAGCCUGUUCUGGAAAGCACGUAUAUUUUCCAUGUACUCCUGAAUCUUCUCCUCUGCUGGAUUUGCUCAGAGUAACCUCUAUCACAAACACUGCCUUCAUAAUAAGUGGUGAGGGAUUCAUUUUAUCCAGGCCCUGGUCCUUUCCAUCUUCCCAUUUCGGUGCUGACUAUCCCAGCAGUUAGAGCAAAAGAAGAAAAAGCAGAAGACAGGUAACUAAUAUGGCUCAAUCUCUGAAAACUCUCACAGUUGUCCUGUGUGAAUAAAAGUGGAGGAAACUGCAGGUAAGUCUGUGUGAAUGCUCAUCCCUCAUUGCAUUGUGCUAACCUCAAGGCAGUGCAUCAAAGCUGUUGUUUUGGUUGGCUUUCCACACCCCUGAGACCUGAAAAAACACAAUUACUGUGGAGACUAGCUACAGAGCAGGUAAGACUGCACUGGGCAAGGAAUCUGGAGUAGGAAAAGCCAAAAGAAAAGCUCUUUUUCCUUAAGAAAACAGUGAUUGUGGCUAUGUACAUGAGAUCAAGCAGAAGCUUACUCCUUUGCUCUGAGUUUCUCAGUGAAACUGACACACAGAAAGAAAAAAGAAAAAGAAAGACAUAUCACCAGGAAAGCUUCAGCUCCCUUAUGUUCUCUUAAAUGCAGCACUUGAGAAUGCAGUUUUAUACCUUGCCAGUUUAGGGCUCCCAUUAGAUAAAACAUAAAAAAGCCAUUCAUCUUCUCUUUGUGCCAUUGCGCUGAGACAGCUGUCACAAGAGAGUUUCUACACAAGAGCAGAAGCAUCAUGCAGCCAAAUAGCAACAGUAAGAGGAAGGAUCAUUUUGAUGUAGCUCAGUGGAGUUAAUUCAAGGCCUUAAGUUAACUGCUUUCCUAUCAACAGCAGAGGGAAUUAAAAAAUAAAUGCUCUUGCCAUGAAGAGGCACAGCCAGGUAAUAACAGAGGAAAUGUGGUAUAUCCUUCCGAGAGUGCUGGCCACUGACAUCACACUGCAGAGCCUGGUUCUGCUAUUGAUGUGGGCAGCACGAGUCAACCUGUACAAUCAUAGACUCGCUGAGGUUGGAAAGAUCACUAAGGUCAUCUAGUCCAGCCAUCGGCCCAUCAGCACCAUGCAGACUAACCCAUGGCGCUCAGUGCAACACCUGCCCUUUCCUUGAACUCCUUCAGGGAUGGCAGGUCACUCAACCUCGUCCCUGAGCAGCCUGUUCCAGUGCCUCAAUCCAGCGGCAACAGGAACUGUGCUGUGGGCUCAGCUCCCUUACAUGAUUAAUUUGAUCUAAGACUGCUGCAUCAUGAAAUAUAUAUCAUAGCAAAAACACGAGUUUAUUGAUGUGGAAUUUCUUCUCUGUGUUCACUGGCUUGUAGUGACUUUGACCCACUUUAACAAUACGCUGGAGCUGUUAGUGGGAUGCGCUGAGUGUUUGACCAUACAGCCUUAAAUUAGCAACUUGACAUUGAAAUGCUGAUUUACACCUGCAGUCAAAUGGAUAACACAUGUUAAAGACCGAUUGUCAGCAGCUCCAAUACAUUAUUGCUUCAUUC